AUGCUUACCCAACAGCAGCUGGCGCAAUUUGAUAGAGAUGGCUGUAUUGCCAUUGAGAACUAUCUCAGUCCUGGUACUGUGAAAGAGCUGAAUGAUGAGAUUCAGAAGCUACUGGGCGAGAUUGAUCUCAAAACGCACCCCCUUACCAGGUUCACCACCGAUGAGGACGAGGAGCAUGUUGGCGACGACUACUUCAUUAACUCGUCAGACAAGAUACGCUAUUUUUUUGAGGUGGACGCUUUUGCAAACGGCGAGCUGGUCAAGCCAUUGCCAAAGGCGAUCAACAAGAUAGGACAUGGGUUGCACAUGAAAAAUGAAGCUUUCAGGAAGGUCACCAUCACUGAAGACAUUGCGGCGAUCUGCAAGCAGCUGGGCUUUAAGGAUCCGCGCGCACUCCAAAGUAUGGUAAUAAUCAAGCAGCCCGAAAUAGGUGGAAAGGUGCCUAAUCACCAGGACGGAGAGUUUCUCUACACAGAACCUCAAUCUUGUAUCGGAUUCUGGUUUGCCCUGGAGCCUUGUACGCUGCAAAACGGAUGCCUGAGCUUUGUGCCUGGUUCCCAUAAGACUGCAGAGAUUAAACGCCGUUUUGUAAAGGAUCUGGAAAAUGGUGGCACGAAAUUUGUGGACCCGAAAACACUCAAGGAAACUAAGGUCGCGAACGACCCGGAUGACUCAGAGUUCGUUUGCGUGGAAAUCCCCGCCGGCAGUCUCGUUUUGAUCCACAAUAGGGUCAUCCACAAGUCCGAAAAAAACCUGUCCAGAAUGUCCAGAAACGCAUACACGUUCCACGUGAUUGAGGGAGAUGCACAUUACGACGAGCUCAAUUGGCUACAGGUGCCUCCCACUGCUCCUGCGGGCACUGCUGAAUUCUCGAGAAUCUAUGUGAAUUGA
This is a messenger RNA of Ogataea haglerorum, 891 nucleotides long. RefSeq lists its product as uncharacterized. The transcript has a single exon. The coding region runs from base 1 to 891 and encodes 296 amino acids. NCBI's taxonomy places the organism in Eukaryota, Fungi, Ascomycota, Pichiomycetes, Pichiales, Pichiaceae. The record is from RefSeq and is a predicted model, not a curated record.